This is a messenger RNA of Bipolaris victoriae FI3, 1482 nucleotides long. RefSeq lists its product as hypothetical. The record is from RefSeq and is a predicted model, not a curated record. The transcript has 2 exons. NCBI's taxonomy places the organism in Eukaryota, Fungi, Ascomycota, Dothideomycetes, Pleosporales, Pleosporaceae. Bases 1 to 1482 code for a protein of 493 amino acids.
AUGUCCCUCGGCAUAUACGCCGGUUCCGGAACACCGACCAUAUACACAAUGACGACGACGAAACCAUUGAAAGUACUCUAUUUUGAUGGACAGGCAGCCUCGUUGACAUACUGGGGAACGCUUGAUUCGCAGAUGGCGCUGCUGCAAAACCAAGUUCCGGAUAACGCUAGCGAGAGAUUGGUUUUCGAUGAAGACCGGAGGGCAAGGGAGCUUUGCGCCCUCCUAAAAAGCCUCGGUAUCGAUGGCAUUGUUCGCAUGAAUGCUGGGUUUGAGGUCUUGAUCUGCGACUAUGUUGCUGUUGGUGUUCGUCAGGUGCAUGCUAGCAAUAUCACAGUCCCGGGAAAUGUGGAAAGAGAACAUGAUCCCAGCCUUCCGCGGGAUCCGAAUAGAGCACCCCCGCUAGGAUAUGGCAAUGAAUUUGCGCCACAGAAUAGCUGGGAGUGGAUCAGAAGUGGCACCUGGCAUUACGGCACAGGAGAAGCUGCUGCUGAUAGCAAUAAAGAGACGCGUGUCUCACUUGAUCUUUGUCGAUUUAUCACGUAUUAUGACCCAUUCCUUCGCAGUCUUAGUGGCCAUCAUCACAGCCAGCAAGAUGUCUUGUACCAGAAUGGCUGGGGAUUGCGCAGAGGUCAUCGAUUGUCAGCCAUAUCGGCGAACGAUAUCGGAACUGUGAAGUCCUGGUUGAAACAAAUCGCUGCACCCAGCAAACAGGACUGUUCUGGCAUCGACUGGCAAGCGCUCACCGAGAACGUCGUUAAGCAACAUGGAACUCGCGCAAAAGAGAUGUUGGCAAUAGUGAGGCAUGCCGCUAAGGACAAUAACACUAUGCAGGAAGCUCUGACCAAAAUCCAUGAGUUGUCACAUGCAGUACUCUACACCUAUCUGGAAUAUCCCACUGCGGUAGGCAUCUCGCCUGCAGCUGCCAAAAAGCAGACAAUAUCAAGGUGCUCUGGAAUUUACACUGAUCAUGUCGACAGCAAUCGUCUCAGCGACUUUGAGGUAAUUAUCAGAGAUUCAAUUAAACUAGUGAUGCAUAAAUUGUGUUCAUGGGAGUUUGAUCUCUUUGCACUGAGCGACCGGUACACCUCAGACUUAUUCGACCCCAAACACGAACUUGUUGUUUCUUCCGGACUUGUGUCUGUAGCGAGCGUGAGAGCUGCCUUCGAUUACAUUCGAACAAGCACCGAGGAACUGAUGGAGUGGAUUGGCUGGAAUGGCUGGCACGGAUGUGACCACAAAUGCGCAUUUAACGAACUCUGUUACAUCCCUAUGUGGCCUGUCAUUUAUGCACCAGGAAAACAUCAAGGUGGAAUUUACGCUGACGAUUCCUAUACGGAAGCUGAAAUGGUUGAAUUCUGGCGGCCAAAAUGUAUUAAUAGAACGUUAUUUGAUAUAGGAGGAGGACGUGCACGCGAACCAUCCCACCAGCUCCCCGAUGUACCGUCACACCUCCCAACAUCCACACUAAUAAUCGACACUUAA